This is a messenger RNA of Daphnia carinata, 635 nucleotides long. RefSeq lists its product as uncharacterized. The transcript is spliced from 3 exons. The record is from RefSeq and is a predicted model, not a curated record. Bases 100 to 612 code for a protein of 170 amino acids. NCBI's taxonomy places the organism in Eukaryota, Metazoa, Arthropoda, Branchiopoda, Diplostraca, Daphniidae.
CGAAAGGGGUGUUAAGGCCGUUAAUAAUAUAACCGUAGUUUACGUCAAAGGCGUAAGCGAGAGUACUGUACAGCUAAAAAGGGUUCUUCUUCAUGCAGCAUGUCUUUUCGCCAAGUAGGGUUAAGUUCUUCCGUAAAUGGGAGCGAUCAGAGCCCACCUGAUUUUAACGAAACACCGAACGGAUUUAUAAAUAAAGCGGCGAAUUCUCUAGUAUAUAAAUCAAUGGCAGUGUUACUGUCCAUUCAUCUAGACGUCGCUUCCAUAGACGGGACUUGGAAACCAGAAUAUUCAGUGGGCGACGAAAUCGGUAGAAUUUUGAAAAUGAUAGGUUUGGUACUGGCCGUUACUUGUGCCAUUAGUUUUGUCCUAAUUCCAUUUACCGUCGCAGUUGUGCUUUGUUGUUGCAAGCAACCUUCAAAUUCUGGCACUCGCGCACUUUCAUAUUCUCCGAUUCGCAAAACAAAAAAAGGCAACAGCGGAAAGGAUUAUUCAAAAAGUCGAAGCAGACGUCCUUCGUGCGGGAAAACUUAUCUAAUUGGCGUGCUGUUCGGUAUACCUGCAGGCAUUGUUGUUGGAAUAAUUACAGGUGUCAACACAUGGCCUUACAUGUAAAAAUUCAAAGCUGGAAAAAAUUA